UAUAAAAACAGCGUUCUAUCUCAGCUACAGAAGCUUGUUCAAUGUCUUCUGCUCAGUUGACGUCGACUGAUUUGAAAUCACGUCUCUGUAUGACCUAGAACUGGUGGGAGGUGGCGAGACAUUUGGUCAAUUGGACGGCGACAUUCCUUCAACCAGGUCACAAUCAGGAACUAGGGAGAAUGCGUGCAGUCUGUGUUUGUUUAUGUCUGGACAUAGUGAUAUUUACAUGGGGGAGUGAGCUAAAGGUCACCUCAAUACUGAAACCUCCGUUUCUUAUGGUCAGCAGGACAACCGGGAAGUAUGAGGGGUAUAUUGUAGACGUACUGAACGCAUUAUCGAAAUCCGACAACUUCACUUACUCCAUUCAGCCGGAAAAAAAUGGCAUCUACGGGGUCAAAGACAAGGGAAAGUGGAAUGGCAUGAUGGGACUGUUAGUUGAUAAGAAAGCCGAUUUGGCAGCUGCCGAUCUGACUGUGAGCGACAAGCGGAGACAGGAUGUGGCUUUUACAAUCCCCAUUUUUCACAGCAGUAAGAGGAUUCUGGUCUGGAGACCGCAGGUUCCCCCGCACAACGGGCUCAAAGUCCUGUUCGAACCCUUCAGUGCGGACGUGUGGGUGAUGCUGAUGGUGGUGUGUAUGAUAGUAGGGAUACUUCUGGCCGUCAUUAACAAAUACAGUCCUUCUGAGUGGAGCAAGAUAUCAGACGCCGAGGAUAAAACCAACAGCAAAGACAGCUUUAAUGUCAACAAUGCGUUGUUCUUUGUUCACAGCACUGUCUGCUGGCAAGGUUUCAAGGACGUUCCGAGGUCUCCAGGCGGUCGCUUUCUAACUUCCAUGUGGAUGAGCUUCGUGUUAUUCAUGAUAACUGCCUACAUCGCCAAUCUAGGCUCGUUCUUAAUUACCAGAAUUCCAAACAAACCCAUCCUUCCAUUCAAGACCUUCCAUCAAAUGGAAAUGCAGUCUGAAGUCAGCUAUGGAACAAACAGUUGGGAUACUUUUCUCCAACAUAGUAAAGAUCCAGUAUUAAACCGGUUGUAUUAUAUUUCAAGAUCUGAUCCAGAAAAUCUGUUUGAAACGAAUGAACAAGGCUACCAGAGGGUUAAAGCGUCGGAGGGAUCGUUUGCUGCCAUAAUGGAAGGUCACGUAGCCGAGUAUUUCGCUGGGCGAGAUUGCAGUGUAAUGGCGAUCGGGGAGAAAAUAGAGCUGACGGAACAAGCUAUAGGUUGUAACAAUGCUUCUCUGUGUAACAAGCUGUCAAACAGCAUCAGUAAACUACGGCUAAAAGACCUCCAACAAAAGUGGUGGCCAAAUAAGUGCAACACAGGACCACUCAGCGAUUACUUAAACAAACCGGAAGUGACGUUGUUACCCCCUGCGCAACCUUUAAAUACUAUUGACCUGUCUAUUGCAUUUAUAUUACUACUCCUGGGUAUCAUCGUCGGCGUCAUCAUGCUGCUGAUCGAGGUUUACAGAGCAAACAAAAAAUCCAAGGAAGAGAGUCCGAUGAAAUUGAAAGCGUCAAAUGGUGAUAAUGCUGUGACGGAUGAAGAAAAGGCGCCAAUUGCUGGAUCGGGAGAAUGUUGAAAUCUCUCAUCUGACGAGGAAGUCCUGCUGGUUGACUGCAGAAAACAUGAAUCGAGCUGAUGAAGUGUUUAAUGUCGUAUAAUCGUUACAAAAUAUCUAUUUCAUGAACUUCAAGAACCGUCGUAUGCGAUCAUAAUCAUCGUUUGGCGCUUAAAUUGAAUGACAGGUACUUAAUUAAUGGAAAAAACAUAUAGACAUUGUUCAAAUUUGUUUGUAGUUUUCAUUCUGUAUUAUUGAAAACUUAGGACUACGCUGUGCGUCAUUUUUCAUCCCUGACGCCUCCAUGUGAAGGUUUCUAUCUCUGGCGUCAAUCUUCUGGACGUAGUACAAAGUCCCAAUUCCUAUUUACCAGCGGUUUUGUUUUUCUUUGUGUUGCAUAUAUACACACACCCCCAUUUUAUUUUUAGUACACGUAGUACCCCUACCCCCACCACCCCCCAUUUUGUUUUUAGUACACGUAAUACCCCCACCCCCCACCCCCCGCGCUGAAUGAGAUUACAGUCAUUGCUCAAAUCAUUUAAAGACAACGAGUGUACAUUAAUUUAAAAGAUGCUGCGCAGUAUCAGACACUUAUUUUAUUUUCACAAGUUUGAUAUUUUAGAUUAAAUACACAUACGUUAUAUAUAUAUAUAUAUAUAUAUAUAUAUAUAUAUAUAUAUAUAUAUAUAUAUAUAUAUAUAAUCUGUGUGGGCGUAUGUUACAAUAUCGAUAGUGUGGUCACGCCUGGUACAUUAUUCUUUUAAUCUUGCCAUGGUAAUUUUUCCGCCCAGGAUUCGGUGAUAUUUUAAGUCUCGUUGAUUACAUUAUAAUUAAAACGAUUUGAAUGCGUAUUUUUCUAUAGCAAUCCGAUAAAUGAUUGUAGAUAGUCCAAUUAAAAUCUUCAAUAGUGGUGAAAACAAAAACAAAAUGUGUCCUUUCAAAUAUUAUUGAAGUAGAAAAUGCAUUCAAUUCAUUCUAGUAUACCCAUCACGUCCAUAAAAAUGGAUGUUGCCUUCGCACGUGCCUUCCUUGUCUAAAAAUAUUGUACAUGACAGUAUCAAUCAUGUACAGAGCUGAAAAUCAUACUUUUCAUGCUGAACAUUAAGAAUGCCUCACGGUUAUCUAGGCAGUUGGACUGUCUAGUCUGGCUAAGGUUCCGCCAUUGUCAAACUGACAUAGGUCUGGACCAAUCUUCGCUUCAAAAUAUUAGUCAAAUCAUAUACAUAUGAUAUAUCAAAAUGUUUGUCUUGUCACAAAGACUGCAAAUACACCAACCAAAUGGCAUAAUCUGGACUUACAAACUUCUUAUCAACAUCAACAGAGGACAUUAGAUUUCUUAGGAGGCAAGAAUUGAUUGAAGUUGUGAAUUAAAUUAUUAGUACAAGGAGUCGUUUCUCCGUUCUUUCUCAGUUACUAACACACUUUCACUUAUAACACUGAAACGUCCUCCAUUGAAGUUUUAGAAAGAUUUCUUGUUUGAAAAUAAUUUUCAUGAAUAAGAUAACUGCAUUAGAGUAGAACCGAUUAUCAGAUGUGUUUGUGCUCACGCAGUUUCAUGUACAUUACACUGCCAUGUUGCAAAAGCUUAAAACAUACUUGUAAGGUUCCCGCCAGUAUGACUAUGGGAGGAACCUUAACCUACAUUAUCCUAGAUCGCCAAAAAAUUCACCGCGGCAUCGGUGGCCAUUGCAUAAAGACUGUUCAUUAAAACCUGCUAUACUUCCAGCCCAAGACCUUACGCCCCAGGAACAUUUACCGUCUAAUAGAACGAUCGUGGACAUUAUAUGAUAUUAAGUGAAUUGCUUUGCAUCGUUUUCUCUCUAUAUUGAUAAAAUCAGUGUUGUGAAGUUAUAUACUCUGUCAGUUUGUUUUGACUAUGUAGUGCAUGUCUUGUAUAUUCUAUGUUGUUCAUUAUAAACGUUAAAUGAAAUAAAAUGAAAUGAAUCUC
This is a messenger RNA of Ostrea edulis (European flat oyster), 3510 nucleotides long. RefSeq names its product glutamate receptor ionotropic, kainate glr-3-like. Gene Ontology annotation, cellular component: postsynaptic membrane; plasma membrane. The record is from RefSeq and is a predicted model, not a curated record. Lineage: Eukaryota; Metazoa; Mollusca; Bivalvia; Ostreida; Ostreidae. Gene Ontology annotation, biological process: monoatomic ion transport; synaptic transmission, glutamatergic; modulation of chemical synaptic transmission. Gene Ontology annotation, molecular function: glutamate-gated receptor activity; transmitter-gated monoatomic ion channel activity involved in regulation of postsynaptic membrane potential.